AUGACUUCAUCUACGUCAACUCGCUCUACUUUUUCCGGAAUUUCGGAGGGUUGGUUGAGUGAGGCCGGUUCUAGUAGGUUACAGAAUCGGAGUAGCGCAGAAGAAUCGCAAGAAGAUUGUCCAAAAUGUGCAGCACUGAGAUUGAACACCGUUAUUGCUGAAGAAGCUUUAGCUUCCUUAAGUGGGCAGUUUAAAAAUCUUCAGAAGGAACUAAAGAAAACAGAACAGGUAUCCAAAAUAAAUGAAGAGCAAGCUAAAUAUAUUGAUGAAAGACGUUCAAAGCUAGAAAAUUUGGAAGCAGAACACACAUCGUUGUAUGCGGAGUAUGAGAAUUUGCGGAUCACUCAUGACAGUCUAAAAAGACAAUAUGAUGAAGUGGUCGCUACAGCACGAAGGAAUCAGCGUUUAAUCGAAGAAUCAGUGAAAUAUCAUGAAACUUGUAAAGUUGCUGUGGAAAAUCUCAUGGCUGAAAAAGAAGCACGUCAGGAAUUGCUUGCAAAAUAUCUGAAAAGUGUGGAAGCUGCAGCGAAAAUAAAUGAUUCAAUGAAACAACUUGAAAAGAAAUGUGUCCAACUGCAAGCAAUGAAUGAAAAGUUGGAACCCUUUAGAUAUCAUUGUCCGGCAAUGCUCCGACUCCUUCUUGAGUUUGGCGAAAUUAUUGAAAAUAAUGGUUUAAUGACAAAAUCACUGCAAAGACGUCUUGCUCGAUAUAAAGAUAAGGAUGAUUUGCGUGAAUACUUGCUUAGAAAGUCAAGAAGAUUAACGAAUUUAAGUGAAUCAAGUACAAAAACAAUGGAAGAAAGUAGUGAUGAUGAUGAAUUAGCAAAGGACGUGGAACAUUUAUUACUGACAACUGGUAGUCCACCUCAUCCGAGAUCACCAAAAAAAUCAGUAUCUCUUAACGAAGAAUUAAGGAAUGAUGAGAAAACUAAUGAUCACUCGACAAAUCCUGUGAAAGAAACGUCAAAUAUCGGAGUUGAAAAAGAAAACUUUUUGAGGAAACAAUUAGAAAAUGUGGAAGAUCUGCAUAUGUCCUUUCCGAGGUUUCAAUUCAAUUCAGAUACACAUAUGGAUGAGGCGAAAGCAAUAUGCAAAAGGCAGUUGAAGUUAACUGAAAAGCAGAAAAUCGAAACACUUUAUGUGGAAAAGAAAAAAAUUGAUGAUGUUCUGAGCAUAUGUUUUCCAAGCACUUUAUCUUCCUCAUUGGCAAAGAAAAAUAAACAGUUGGUUGGAAAAGAUGUGCAGGAAAGUGAAGAUGGGUUGCAAAAGAAUAUUGUCCAGGAUAUGUGUGAGAAUAACUCGAAAAUUGAAAGAGACAAAAAUAUGCCGGAAGUGGAGGUCACCUUCAACUCGAUUGUUUAUCAAAACAAUGAAGAAAAACAAGUUUGUAGAAGUACGGAACGGCUUUCCACGUGGCUUAGCUUUGUGCAUUUGGAUCCUCUGCUUCCUGAACUGAACAGACCGACAUUUCUAGAUAAUGAAACUGAAUUAUCAAAGCAACACAGUUCGGUUGAUUUUAUGGAUAAUCUCUUCGGGUCGUCGUCUCCUAGCACAUCAAGCAGACGAACAUCAGUGGGUUCAACGGAAAGUUGCAUAAUUCCAAAAAAUAAGACAGGGAUGAGGUCUGAACUCAGCUGCUCAGUUGAUGCAGUAUUAACAACAGAGGAAACUAGCUUCCUUAUUGAACCUUUAUCAUUACCUCUUGUUUCCUCAAGUUCCGUAUAUUCCUCUGUGACAGAUAGUAUUAUACCAGUAUCUGAAGCAUUGGAAGAUUCUAGUUCGUUAUGCCGUGCAUCCGUCUCCAUUAUGGAAACUGGUACUAAUGAUGAACGGCCGGGUAAUGAGUCCGUAGAGAACCACAGAGUCUCAGAUGAAAUCACGGAAAUACCUUUUAUGGAAGCGCUUGUACCGACAAUUAGACAAAGAUUAAGGCCUAAGACUACUGAUUCGAAAUCGGUUCGAAGUUCAGUCACAGAGAAAUCGUCACAGAGAAAACAUAGUGGAUUUAAUUCUCCAAAUGGAAAUGAAAAUUUCAGAAUUAGAAUUGCCUCUCCGAAGUUACCAAAAGUAAUCACGGAAUCGUCUAGUACCAAGGAAGAUGAAUUAGAUGAAAACCAGGGUUCCAGGAUGCAAUCCUCAAGAAGUGAGAAAAUGAUCUCAGGAAGAGCAGUAUUCGGUGGAAAAACAUGUUCAGAAAAGGACGAAAAUCUUGUAAGAUUAUCAGAAGGUAAAGUAGAAAGUGUUCUAAAAAUGUUGGCAGUCAAAAAUGCUGAAUUAAAAACUAUCCAAAAUGAACAGGAAUUCGAGAGAUGUGUUGGUAAUCCAACUUCACAAGAACAACCGUUACAUUCAACGAGAAUGAAACAACUACAAAUUGACUCCUUUUCUUCCAAACAUAUGGAGGAGUUGUCGAUUGACUCCAAGGAACUUAUUAGUGUUCAGAAUGACCUGAGAACAGAAGAUGUAUUAAUGCAACGGGAAAAUGCGAAUACCAAACCCGGCGAAACUAUAGGUAUUCGAAAUGAUAACAAUAUAGCAUUACAUAGACGCUCGCAAAAAGAUUGGGAUUUGAAUGAAAUGAAAUCAUUAAAAAAUAACAGAAAGAUUUUGAAGAGACAUGAAAUCCCAGGCACUAUAAAGUUAGGAAAUGAAGUUGGAAAGAAAAAAAACAUUCACUCAUUAGGAACGCGAAUUCAGCAAGAAAUGGCACUGAGAAAUGAGUUAGAAAAUACCAAGAUUGCCGUUGAAUCUCUAUCAAAGAAUGAACAAAACAGGGAAUCCAGAAAAUUAACUUUAACACGGAAUAAUCAAGUUACAUGUGAAUCAAGAAAACGAAAAUUAGCUGAGGAAGGAUGCAGCAACACAGAAGAUGAGUGGAAAGAUGGCGAUCAAACUACGGCAUCUUUGCAAAAAUCAAAAAUGAUUGAGACUGAUCAUGAAAAGGAGCCAGUGAGUGAGGACAAUGAGUGUACGAUGAAAUCUACAACAUUGAACAUCAAAUCACUCAGAACAGAAUUGAGCGAUGAUGAUGGUGAUGAUAACCGACUAGAAAUUGUUGCAGAUGAAGUUGAACUUUCACAUCUUAAUAUCGAAAAUGCAUCAGGCGCGAUUCAUGUUUCUAAUAAUUGCGAGAAGUCAGAGAAAACUAAAAGAACAACAGUGGCUACCAAGAAAUCGGUCAGUAUAAUGAGGUCAGAAAUGUACAAAAAGAUGCAUAGACGGCUUGCAGUGCAAACAUCAUGCAUGAAAGAAAUUGGGAGAGUUCAAGGACGUAAAUCUAUGGGGAACAAGGCAAUUCCUACAUUAUCAACAUCGAAAAAAAUGGAACGACCAAAUAUUUCACAGCGGAGAAGAACAGCAGUGAUGGUUCCUACCGGAAGAGAUGAAUUGAAAAAGGCCAAAAAUGUAGGGCUGCCGGUGAUUCAACAAAGCCUAUCCUCGACAAAAGUUGCAAAUGGAAGUGAUGAUGCUGCUGUAAUGUGUUUAUUUGAUCAGGCAAUCUCAGAAAGCAACUAUGAUGACAAAUUACUGGAAAUAAUCCAGAAGUUCCAAACACCAGCUAUUUCAGUAAUAUCUUGCGAGAAAUUAGCUGAAUGCUGUGUCAAGUUUAUAAGCAAACUUGAUGUCGGCAAUAUGUGGCAUAGUGUCGUGCUUGCAGUUCGUUAUUGGUCAGGUAAACAAAGGUACGGGUGUACAGUUGGUGAAGUUCUAGAACUUCAUCAAGUAGCAUCGUCAAAAGAGCGAAAUUUCAUCGAAGUAUUACAUCAGUUGAGUGGUGAAGUGCACUGGAAUGAUGUUAUUUUAUUUUUUCUGUGGAAAAUGAUAAUAUCAGUGAUGAAAACGCGUCCUGUGUCUGCUGCACAACAUGGUCUCAGCAUUCGAUGUGUACUCUUAUGUACUCGAAUAUUGUUGCAAGAUGGCUCAAAUAAUGAGGUGCUGAGAAAGGUGACCAACUUGUUGCAACACUUGAUAGAACGAGAUUCACCAGACAGAGUUGUACCGAUGAUGUGCUAUUCGAUUGCAAUUGUUCCUGAAAUUGUUGACAAACUGUUACUCGAAGAUAAUGAGCAGUAUGAGCCUGUACGUCGCGUGAUGUCUGUACAUCUUGCUUCAAGAGAUGAGCUUUUUACAAUAUUCAAUAAAGUGAUUAUGUCACGUCUUCUCAACAAAAAUACAUAUAGCACCACAUGUCUGCAAAAACUUAGUAUUCAUGGUUUCCAACAUUGGUUUACUGAAUCUAUCAAUGUGAUUAUUACGGACAUAAAUGGCUUGAAUUUAGAAUCUAUGGAGUUGAGCUCCAGGCUUUCAUCGGCAAUGAUGACGUGUUAUGCAUUAUUCAGUUUAGCUACAAAUCGUUUAGUUCCUGAUAAGGAAGCUGUAGUAUUUCCAGUGCUAAAUGAAUGUGUCCAAAUAAUAUCGAAUCAUUUUGAAAGCGAAAAAAAGGGAGGAAAUGAAAUGUUUGUCGACACGGUUGGACUGCAAUUAUUAUCGGAUGAUACGCUCGUAAAAACUGUGUUACGUCUUUUACUUUUUGGACGCCUAAUAACAUCAUUUGUUAGAAGUACAGAUUGCAGCACACUUUCGCAAAUAGCAAAUUUAGUUGAAGAAAUUCACAAAUUGCGAGAAUUUACAAGGCUAAAACUCGAACAGAGAGGGAAAACUGCUUCAUAUCGCUUACUUUAUUUUGGUUUAAAUGAUUGGCUUCAAAUAGUAAAACCUUGGACGAAUUUCCUCCCUGCAGAUUUCACAGUGGCAAGUGAUUAG
Molecule: messenger RNA, 4764 nt
Organism: Brugia pahangi
Lineage: Eukaryota; Metazoa; Nematoda; Chromadorea; Rhabditida; Onchocercidae
Source: the annotation of a GenBank genome assembly